Molecule: messenger RNA, 2833 nt
Organism: Dioscorea cayenensis subsp. rotundata (Guinea yam)
Lineage: Eukaryota; Viridiplantae; Streptophyta; Magnoliopsida; Dioscoreales; Dioscoreaceae
Exons: 2
Coding region: 376-2586 (736 amino acids)
Molecular function (GO): zinc ion binding
Source: RefSeq, a predicted model, not a curated record
UCCAUCUUCAUCCUUUUGCUCAAACCCUCUUCUGCCCUUGGCCCUUCUCUUCCCAUCUCUUCCCACCCUUCCCAUUGCCCUUCUCCCACUAAUUCUCUCUCUUCCUCUUUCAAAUCCCUUCCAAAACACCCGCCAAGGUGAGCCCGUUCUCUUUUUCCUCCAUUUUGAUCCUAAAAAUUCGAUCUUUUUGCAAUUAUCUCUGCUUUUCUUUAGAUCUCUCGCUGUUUGUGCUUCCUAUUGCUUUGUUCUUGCUGUGGCUUGCUUUUCUUUCUCUGUUCUUGUGUUCCCCUCUGGAAAUUAGCCGCCUUGAUGAGUUUUAUUCGGUUUCCUGCCAGGUUUUGAAGUAAGAAUCGUUGUUUACUGGAUCAUCCUUCAAUGGCGAAUCAUGAUUUGGUUCUUGGCCAGAACCCUGAUUUAGCCCUUGGACAGAAUCAUGAUCUUGUUAUGGGGCAAGGUCAUGGUUUGGGCCUUGGCCAGAGGCAUGGCCUUGGUCUCGGCCAUGCACAUGAUCAUGAUCUAGGUCUGGGUCACACACAUGACAGCCGUCUUGUUCUGGGUCAUCACCACGCUCAUGAUCAUGCUCAUAACCACAGCAAUGAACUUGCUCUAGGAAAACCCCAUGAUCCUGAUCAAGACUCCCUUGAUGAGCAAAAUCACGAACUCAGUCUUUCUGAUAACCAUGAAUUGACCUUAGCCGAAUCCCAUGAGCUUGCCGUUGUUGAUCAGAACUUGGAUCAGCUCACUGUUGAUCAGUCUCAGGAGCUUGCACUUCAUCAUUCCCAUGAAAUGACACAUGGCCAUUUGAUGGUCAGUCCAAUCCUGCAGACUCGUCGAAUAGUGACCAGCAACCAUGAGCUCACUAUUGGCCAGGAAUUUCCUGAUGUUAAGAGCUGUCGUAGAGCCUUGAGAGAUGCUGCUAUUGCGUGCCAUUUUGAGAUACAGACUGUGAAGUCAGACAAGACACGUUUCACUGCCAAGUGCGCUGCUGAGGGUUGCCCAUGGCGUAUUCAUGCAGCAAAGCUCCCUGGUGUACCAACAUUCACAAUCAGGACCAUUCAUGAGUCCCAUACAUGCAAUGGGCUCGGCCAUCUUGGGCAUCAGCAAGCAUCAGUUCAGUGGGUUGCAAAUUCUGUGGAAGAACGGCUUCGUGAGAAUCCGCAUUACAAGCCCAAGGAGAUAUUGGAAGAGAUCCAUCGGGUGCAUGGAAUCACUCUGUCCUAUAAGCAGGCUUGGAGAGGGAAGGAACGCAUCAUGGCUGCAGUUCGUGGGUCAUUUGAAGAAGGGUAUCGUCUCUUGCCACAGUACUGUGAACAAGUUAAGAGGACAAAUCCGGGAAGCAUUGCAUCAGUAUAUGGAAAUCCAGAGGACAAUUGCUUUAAACGCCUUUUCAUCUCAUUUUACGCUUCCAUUUAUGGUUUCGUGAAUGCAUGUCGUCCGCUUAUUGGGCUUGACAGAACACUCUUGAAAAGUAAAUAUCUUGGAACCUUGCUUUUUGCCACUGGAUUUGAUGGAGACGGAGCAUUAUUUCCCCUGGCAUUUGGGGUUGUUGAUGAAGAAAACGAUGAGAAUUGGAUAUGGUUCUUGUCUGAAUUGCAUGCCCUGCUUGAGGCUAAUACAGAAAAUAUGCCGAGGCUGACUAUAUUGUCGGACAGACAGAAAGGUAUUGUGGAUGGGGUGGACUUUAACUUCCCGACAGCCUUUCAUGGUUUUUGCAUGCGCCACCUUAGUGAUAGCUUCCGCAAAGAGUUUAGCAACAAUGUUCUUGUCAACCUCCUUUGGGAGGCAGCCCAUGCUCUCACAGUUAUCGAGUUUGAAGCCAAGAUAUUGGAAAUUGAAGAGAUAUCUCAGGAAGCCGCCUUCUGGAUCAGACGCAUCCCGCCUCGUCUUUGGGCAACAGCUUAUUUUGAGGGAACACGGUAUGGGCAUUUGACAGCCAAUAUUGUGGAGUCUCUAAACAGCUGGAUACUUGAAGCUUCUGGGCUUCCUAUAAUUCAGAUGAUGGAGUGCAUCCGGCGGCAAUUGAUGACAUGGUUCAAUGAACGUCGUGAGAUGAGCAUGCAGUGGACAACUAUACUCGUACCAACAGCUGAGCGGCGUGUAUCAGAUGAUAUAGAGCGUGCAAGGGGGUAUCAAGUAGGGCGUGCAAAUGAGGCUGAGUUUGAAGUUGUGUCCCCGCAUGAGGGAACAAAUAUCGUUGACAUUCGGAAUCGCUGUUGCCUGUGUCGAGGAUGGCAACUCUAUGGAUUGCCUUGCGCACAUGGUGUAGCAGCACUGCUUUCUUGCCGGCAAAAUGUUCAUAGGUACACAGAGAGUUGUUUUACUGUUGCAACUUACCGGAAGACGUAUUCACAGACCAUCCAUCCAAUCCCUGACAAGAGUCUUUGGAAGGAGUUAUCAGAACAAAAUUUGAACGGAGUGGAUAAAGCUGAAAUGAUUAUAAACCCGCCAAAGUCUUUAAGACCUCCCGGAAGGCCAAGAAAGAAGAGAGUCCGAGCAGAGGAUCGUGGUCGAGUGAAACGGGUUGUGCAUUGUAGCCGCUGCAAUCAGACAGGUCAUUUUAGAACAACAUGUGCAGCUCCUAUUUAACAUAUUCAGCUUUUUGCACUACUUUAACGGCUACAUUCAUGUGAAAAAUAGGUAUGGUUUUUAUGUGAAAAGCACAAUGAGUUACUCUAGAUUUGUGGGUUUGGACUUUGUAAUCUACCCGGGAGAUAAUGUUUAUUUAAUAAUUUGUGGUCUGAAGUUUCCAAUUAAUUUGUUCAGAGCCUAAAUGGUAGUUAAUGUACAUUAUGAUGCUGUGUGUAACUUGAUCUUUCUUCAUUUUUUCUAGCUA